This is a messenger RNA of Episyrphus balteatus (marmalade hoverfly), 885 nucleotides long. RefSeq lists its product as uncharacterized. The coding region runs from base 96 to 842 and encodes 248 amino acids. The record is from RefSeq and is a predicted model, not a curated record. The transcript is spliced from 4 exons. Gene Ontology annotation, molecular function: chitin binding. NCBI's taxonomy places the organism in Eukaryota, Metazoa, Arthropoda, Insecta, Diptera, Syrphidae. Gene Ontology annotation, cellular component: extracellular region.
GAUAAUAGGAGCUUAAAAUUUAGAUACACUCGUUGAUAUCAAGUAGUAAGUUAUCACAGGUUAAGCAACUAAAAGCACAGAUAAUUUUUUUAAAAAUGCUUAUCUGUGGCAGAAGAAUACUUUCACUAAUCUGCAUUACAUUCUUCCUGGAAUUAAUUGACGCAAAAUGCAAUGUUUGUCAAACAAAUGGAGCUGCUUGUAUAAAUUCUACAUCAUUCUAUCUCUGUCAUGGAAAUUCUUUUCCAAAUUAUGAUAAACUUUAUCACUGCAAAAAAGGUUUCGAUUGUUCAAACUUAAAUGCAAUAUGUGUCCAAAGUUUAGCCUCAAGACCUGCUUCUUGUGGUGAUACAUCACUUUGUGGUCUUUGUAGUGCUCAUCAAAAUCAUUUGUUUGCUUGCACAAGUAGAACAACAUUUCAAAUGUGUUAUGGUGCAUCACAUCCUCAAAGUUUGAUUGGAUAUUGUCCCGAUGGAUAUGUUUGCAAUGCAAAUACAAAUUCUAUUUGUGUUCCGUUUUUAGAGGCCAAUGAUAUGACUUGUGAUCUUUUUAAUCCUAUUGAAAGUUAUUUAGAAGACAAUAGCAGUACAAAAUCAAAUGAGCAGAUUGAUAUUUCUACUGUGAAAUCAACAUCAUUGCCAUCACUUACUGCACAAGAGAUAUGUGAUGUUGAACAAAAAGUUGGAGUUUUUCAAAUUCCCGGGAAUUCGAGAUGUUUAGAAUACGUUAGAUGUUAUAUGAAGAGGAAAAUGAUUUUCGGAAGCUUAGCAGAAUGCCCAAAUGGAACUUAUUUUAGUGGCGAAACUUUACAGUGCACGUUGAUAAAACCAUUAUAUUGUUUGUAAUUUUUCUUGAAAGUUAUUAAAAUAUAUAUCUGAAACCUUUAAU